Actinia tenebrosa (Australian red waratah sea anemone) is the source of this 4130-nucleotide messenger RNA. RefSeq names its product insulin-like growth factor 2 mRNA-binding protein 2. Gene Ontology annotation, molecular function: RNA binding. Lineage: Eukaryota; Metazoa; Cnidaria; Anthozoa; Actiniaria; Actiniidae. The record is from RefSeq and is a predicted model, not a curated record.
AACAUGUCACAAAGGCGAAUUGUUUGUGACUAACAUGACCACCGCGAGAUCUCAUUGGCCCGGGCGUGGCAGAGAAUGCAAAACAUGCAAAUUACAAUCAAUCUUAACUGGGGAGCACUCAGAUGCAACAUUUAAACAACAACGAGAGACGAGCCCUAGACGGGGAACAGUAACGGGCACCUCGAAGAUGCAUACGUGCAAUAUGGACCAAUUUAACCCUAAAAAAGGUGAGGUGCUUGCUUGGUUUGCGAAGGAAAGGACGAGUUGUACAGUGAAUGGAGUUAGAGCGAUAGAGCUGUUUAGUGUAUGACUGCAGUUCGCCAUAGUUGUAGUAGUAGAGUAGUUGUAGAGCUGAAUUCCCUUAUUCAAGAUACGUGACCAUUUACGUGAAUAGGUUGUGUGAUGGACUUUGAAGGACACAAUGAUGCUGAAGGGCCAGUUCCUGGUUUACCAGGCAUGCAGUUUGCCGAAGGUGGCAUGCAUCCAGAGUUUGCAUAUAUGACCCCAGAGGAAGGCAGGCCAGAUGUACCAGGCCAACAAGGACCAAUAGAUGAUGGUAGAGAACAAAGGAAUGGCAAACCAAAGUAUAGAGGAGGCAGGGGUGGAAGGCCCAUGAAAGAUAAUGACUACUCCAUAAGGAUUCUCAUUCCUUGCAAGAUGGUUGGAGCAAUAAUUGGAACAAGUGGAAACAAAAUAAAGAAAAUAACAGAGGCAACGAAUACUUCUAUUGACAUUCACCGUAAAGAAGAUAGAAGGGAAGUUGACAAGUUAGUAACAGUUCGUGGAGGCCCAGAAGAAUGUAGCGUAGCUAAUAUGCAAAUCCAUAAACUCAUGCGUGACGAAACUGAUGAAUCUCUAAGAAGUAAUGAGAUAGAGAUGAGGCUAGUGAUCCAUGACAGUCAUGCUGGAAGAAUAAUUGGGAGAAAAGGCAAUAAUCUUAAAGGCAUCAUGGAAGAAACUGGAGCAACCUCUAUUAAAGUUAGUGAUGGUUAUAUUGAUGCUUGCAGUGGAAACACGGGAGACAGAAUGGCACAUUCAUCCAUGCUCAAUGCUGGUGAUCGCAUAGUAAGCAUUAAGUGUCUAAUUAGAAAAGCAACAGAGGAUCAACCAGAAGUUGAGGAAGAUGAAGCCUUGGAGAACUGUCGAAAAGCUGAAUUACUCAUAAGCAGCAAAGUCCAUGAGUGUUUGAAAAAGGAUAUGGAUGACCUUGUUAGAUCCAAGCAGUUGCAUCAACCUUACUUUCAUCAGCCUCUACAAUGGCAUCAAGGGAUGUAUGGCAACCAAGUGGCUCCUAUGCUUGGAGAGCCCCAUAAUAGUGGAGGUAUGAUGAACAUGGCACAGUAUCCUUACCCCAACACCUGUCCACCAUUCCCACAGCUACAAACACAGCCUCUUAUACGUACACGGCUGGCCAUCCCUCAGAAGUAUGCUGGUGCUUUGAUUGGUACUAAAGGUUCAUUCUGUAACUACAUGAAGAAUUUAAGUUGUGCCACUAGAGUCCAUGUUACUCCUGAUGACAAGUCCGGAGAAAGAUAUGUGGAAAUUGUAGGACACCCCUUUGCACAAUAUUUCGCCCAACACUGUGUUUAUUGCAAACUCGCUGAAGAAGGCUAUAGUAAUUCUGAUGGUGAACUUAAGCUUCGAGCAGAAGUUACUAUUCCAACCAAAGGAACUGCUCGAACGAACAAGGAUCAGCAAACUAAUAUAGUUGGGCGAAUUAUAGGAAAAAGAGGACAAAAUGUUAAAGGACUAGAAAAAGAAACUAGAACAUAUGUGAAAGUAGCAACAGUGGAAGAUCAAGAUGGCGAACCAAAAGAAGCAAUCGUGCAGAUCGUAGGAAGUUUUGCUAGCAGUCAGCACGCGCAAUUUAGAAUCAAUGAAAUCGUAAGCCAGUGUCAACAAGGAACCUCUAGUGGAUCAAAUUCCCCUCAACCAGGAAUGGUUAGUCAUCCACCAGGAGGGAAAAGGCCACCACAAAUGAGCUGAAAUCCAGGCACUCAAAUCAUUGUGAAAACUGACGUCCAGCCACUUCACUAGAGUUCUGCUAUGGGUUUUGCUAGUCUAUAGCUAUUCUUUGUCUUACUAUUCUAAUUUGUCAGUUAUAUGACCUGUAAUCCUUAAUCACGUUUAGCAGGCACCUAAUGGGUGUCUGUAUGCUUACUAUUUGUGGAAUAAUUAUAAUCCAGUUCAGUUUCACAUAUCCGCACCUUUUGGCAAAAAAAAAAAAACCUCUAUGGCUGCAACCAUCUACCUCUUUUUUUUCAUGGAUUAGACACAUUUAAAUCUGGCGGUACUUCUGGUACUGAUCAAUUUAGUUUUGAAACAGAAUUAAUUUCGUAUGGCUGUGAAAACUUACUGAUUUGCUGUGCCGUGACCGUGACGGUCAUGCAUAAAGCAUUUGAUUGGUCGAGCAUUAAUUUCCCGCGCUGUAAGUGGUCCAUUCCGUACCUUGACAGAGUCUUGUCGUGCCUUUCAUAGUCAUACGAAGUCUACCCUAUGGAAUGUCCUAGAGAUAUUCGUAGUAGUUAUGAUUAGAUAUCACUGUAAGUAACCUCUACGGGACGAGCACAACUGAUGCUAUCAUAUUUUUAUUUACAGUGAUGAUUAGGUGACUUACAGUCUUUAAACAAGAGCACAGUCAAUCAAUGAACUGGUUCGGUGUCUAGGCCAAUAGUCUUGUGGUAUUUGUCGUUUUAUGGCAUUGGCUGCAUUGCUUCUGCUGCCUUUUACCUAUGUCUCAUCGUUCUGAGAGUAUAUUUGUUAGGAUAGAAAAGCUUGAGGUGCUGUCAUGCAGUAGUGUUUAUAGUGGUUAUUACGUGAGGGUUGAUGUAUUUUAUUGAUGUCAAGAAAUCGCAGCACUCCUUUCAUGCCAGCCUGCUGCUCAUUGUAUGUCUUGCCUCUCUGAAUUAUCCAUACGUAUAUUUGAGGGAUCGCAUUAUCCAAUGUACGUCAAAUUUUAGCGGAAAAAUUGAUCGCGAUUUAAUUUCUCUUCCGUUUUUGACAAUAAGUAUUUUUAUCAGUAAAGUAGAGAGAAGAUCGUUGGGAUCGGAGCAUGAGAUUAGAGAAAAUAUGGGCCCCCAGGACAUAGAACACAACUGAGUUUAGAAAAGGAAAUAUUGACAAAUUGUAUUACAGGAACGCUCGAGACUAGCCUCAGUCACCUAAGUAUAUUUUUGGAAUGGGUUCAGGUUUUUAGUAGUCACUUGGUUUUUUGUGUGAUUUAGUAUAAUUAUUUAGUUCCGUACACAGUAUUUUUGAUUUGAAAUUUAGAUCCACCUAAUCAGAUAAACUAGAAAAUUCUGAAAAUUAAGAAAUCAUGGGUUCCGGAUGAAGUUCUGCUCGUGUUUCCAUGGUGACGUGAGUUGGACUCGGGUUACCAUGGCUUAGCGAAAGAAAAAUCAAGAUUCAAAUCAAAAUGACUGUAUUUGCAGUGAGUUCAAUUAAUCACUAUAUUAUAACUUUUUAAUCAAAGUUUAAAUCCAAGCUUGAACUAGUUGCACCCUCAAUUAGUUUUUUUGCCAACAGUUGAGCUUGCAACAGUUCAGUCCACAUAUUUAAUUAAUACUUUACGAGACUAUUUUCAUUGUAUGUCAUAUCCCAUGCUUCUUUCCCUUACUUCAGUAACCAAAUCAUGACCCUUGCGGACUUGGUAAAAGCCAACAGUAUUGAAUUAUAUUUUUCUUUUCUAAUAGAUAUAUUAUUAGUUUCAUGCAUGGCUUUUUACAUGUGCACAAGGCACUAUGGUUUGUCUCUUUUUAUUCCAUGAUUACAAGUGGAACAGCAUGUUGACUCUGAAUUUGUCUCAAACCCCUUAUUCAACAACAUUUUAGUUUCUUGUAUCUAUCUACACCAUUAUUCAAUAUUUGUUUUUGUUAUUUUUCGGGUUCACGCCAUCCUCCGCAAAUAUGCGUCUCUUCACUCGUUUGUAAUCCGGCAAUCACCACAAGAUCAUUGCGCAAACAACUUUUAUGUAGUACUUAUACUAGAAAUAGCAUGGUGUGGCUGUAGAGAUCCUUAAAAGUGUUGUACAGUGAGACAUUUGUGGUCGCCUGGUACGCCAUUUGUACAGUGCUACGGAAUGGAUGUUAUAGCCCAUAUUUUUUCUGAUAAUUAAAUUAUUACAUACAAUU